Hypoxylon fragiforme is the source of this 2748-nucleotide messenger RNA. RefSeq names its product lariat debranching enzyme, C-terminal domain-containing protein. Lineage: Eukaryota; Fungi; Ascomycota; Sordariomycetes; Xylariales; Hypoxylaceae. Gene Ontology annotation, cellular component: nucleus. Bases 144 to 2363 code for a protein of 739 amino acids. The record is from RefSeq and is a predicted model, not a curated record. Gene Ontology annotation, biological process: mRNA splicing, via spliceosome. Gene Ontology annotation, molecular function: RNA lariat debranching enzyme activity. The transcript has 3 exons.
GUGUGCUGCAAGUUCGAACUUGCAAUUUUUCAAUGUUCCAACUUUAGAACCUUCAGAAGGUUAAAAAGUGCAAUUGGAUGAGCAGAAGGUUCAGAAGGUUCAGAACAAAGAAAAUGGAUCAUCAAUAAGUAAAUUUAAAAAGUAUGAUGAAAAUACCUGGUAGCCUUCCUACCUUGGCAAGAAGGCAGGUCUUACUACGAAGUGCAGGAACAAUUCCAGGAACAAUUCCAAGCUCAGCAGCACGUGCAAUUGCAAGUAUAAGAAGACAUCGCUGCAUUGCUAUAUCCAACUUUUACUCCACAACCACAACAGACACAACAGACACAACAGAAACAACCCAAUCAGCAGAACCAGCAGAACAGGGAAACGGAGAGGAAGCAACAUCCAGCACCGAACCCCCCAAGAAACCCAAGAAAAUAAAGAAGAAAAAGCCAGAGCCGCCGUUCACGGUGAGCUGGGACAAGUACAGAAAAGGCGACAAAACAUUCAUGGAUGAUACUACACAUGACCUCGACGGUGUUCGAAUUGCUGUCCAAGGCUGCGGUCAUGGCACACUCGACGCCAUUUAUGCCUCUGCGGCUAACGCAAUGAAACAUCGAGAAUGGAAUUAUUUAGAUCUUGUCAUCAUUGGAGGAGAUUUCCAGGCCACUCGCAAUGCUGCAGACCUCUCUGUCAUGUCCGUGCCACAAAGCUACCGCCAGUUGGGUGAUUUCCCGGCGUACUACAGCGGCGAAAAGGUAGCUCCGUAUCCAACCAUCUUCGUCCAUGGAAACCACGAAGCUAGCUCCCAUUUAUGGGAGUUGUACUACGGCGGUUGGGUUGCACCCAAUAUCUAUUACAUGGGCAUGGCCAACGUUCUCCGCUUCGGCCCCCUGCGCAUUGCUGGUAUGAGCGGCAUCUGGAAGGGCUACGACUACCGCAAGCCGCACACAGAACGCCUGCCCUUCAGCGAGGAUGACAUCAAGAAAUUCUAUCACGUGCGUGAAAUUGACGUUCGCAAGCUAUUACAAAUACGAGAGCCAGUAGACAUUGGUCUAAGCCACGACUGGCCUCGUGGCAUAGAGAAUCACGGCAGGAAAAAUGAACUUUUUAAACAAAAGCCGGAUUUCAAGCAGGAGAGUAAAAAUGGGUUGUUAGGAAACCCGGCAGCCACCUAUGUUAUGGAUCGACUAAGGCCUUCCUACUGGUUCGCAGCCCAUCUUCAUUGCAAAUUUGCAGCCAUCAAGGAAUACGAGCCUCCGGAGCAGGAGACUUACAUCGACAUCGAGGGUGUCCCUGGCCCUAUAGACUAUCUCCAGCCAAUCCCCGCUAUUCCUGAAAUGCGCAAGAAAAAGAAGAGGAUUCAUAAGUAUAUAGAUGGUGGUAUUCUGCCUGAAGCUUUUAUAUCAGAUGAGGAGUCGGAUCUGACUGCCAAUCCUGACGAGAUUGAUCUAGAUGUGGAUGACGAGUCUCUGUUGAAAGCCUCCCAGCCAGUCCCGAAAAAAGCUGCAACCGCCAAUCCGGACGAGAUUGAUCUAGAUCAAGAUGACGAAGCUCCGUCAUCAGCUAAUCAGCCCACCGGAACGGCCCCCCCACCACCGGCAGCUUCCAGCGCGAGCGGAACAGUUUCUGACGAACUUCGUGCACAGCUUCCUGCCUCGUUUGCCGCGCUCACUAGACAAAAGCUGGCCCCUCUGCCGCCGCCCACUUACCCCAUACCCGGCCAACCCGUGCCCCCCACCAUCACGAACACCACAACCCGCUUCCUCGCCUUGGACAAAUGCCUCCCGGGGCGCAAAUACCUCCAAGUAGGCUCCAUAGCCCCCAUCGACGGCUCAAAGAUAAAGCACACUAUCCGCACCACCCUACCCGGGCGGGGGCGUUUCCAACUGUCCUACGACCCGGAAUGGCUCGCCAUCACGCGCGUCUUCGCGCCGAGCAUCAUCAUCGGCGACCGCACCGCCGAGACGCCCGUGAACCUCGGCGAAGAAUUCUACCGCGAGAAGAUCGCCAAGGAGCGCGCCUGGGUGCAGAAGCACGUCGUCGAGCAGGACAAACUCAAGAUCCCCGAGAACUUCGCCAUCACCGCGCCCCCGCACCGCCCCGGCAUCGACCCCAAGACCUGCGCCACCCAGCCCGAGGAGUACACGAACCCGCAGACCCAGGAGUUCUGCAAGCUCCUCGACAUCCCGAACCCGUGGGACGCGACCAAGGAGGAGAGGGAGGAGCGGAAACGAAUAGGUCCGCCGCCGCCGGAGCCGAGGAUGGAUAUAAAACUACCUUCUAGGGAAUGGGAUGGCAGUAACACCAAGGGGUGGAAGGGCAGUUACGAUUAUAAGAAUGGCAGGAGGGGGGGCAAAGGCAAAAGCAAGGGAAGAGUUUGAUUAGGCACUUGGCCUAUCUAUCUAUCUAUCUAUCUACCUGCCUGCCUAGGGUAGUCAUACAUUCUCAACUCCCGAGUCGUAGGAAGGUGUUUCGAUGUUAUAUGUACGUUUUACAAUGGAUACAGGCAGUAGGCACCCAGUGAAACCCAUUUUAAAUCAAUUUUAAAUCACACGGAGAAUCACGAGUAAAAUUGGAGCACGUUUUUUCACGACAAAAUAUAUUAAUUAUACUGUGGGCAUAACCCACUGGUUACUGACAUAUUAAUUUCGAUGUGCAUAGGUAUGUAUCCCCUCCUAAAAAGCAUGAUCUUCAUAGAGAAACUCAAGGCACGCAGAGUGAGGGGGACUAUAAAAUCAAUCUUCCAUCUGAUAUAGACGUUUAACC